AAGAAUAGUUUUCAGUGAUGGACAACAAAACCAGCAAGAUGGGUUGAUCUAUAGAGAGCUCAAGGAGUCAAAACCAUUCAUCUAAGUGGCAAUUAUCACAAUCCACAAGCCAUAGUAUAUGCCCUUUCUCGCUAAUGCGCCGCGAAGAGAAACGUCGUAAGUUCCAUGAAGCCCUGCUCAACACUCUUUAUCCACCAAAGCCAGAGCCCCAGGCGGAAGAUGAAAAAGAGCCUUUGAGCACUCCUGGGGAAGACUUUGAUGUGAAUCUGAUUCCAGAUGAUUAUGGGCUGCGGCAAUGUAGUUCCUCAACUAGUGAGGAUGAUGGUGAGAGUGACUGCGGGCAACAGAAGUUAACCAGGGCUCAGAGGAAGAGGCUUCGUAAGAAGAAGCUUAAGGAAGAAAAUUCCCGUCGAAGAGAAAUUAUUGGGCCAUUGUUACCUCCAUCAAACAACGAUAGCGGUGGGGAUGGUAGUGGAGCAGUCGAUGAAGACACUCCAGGUGCUCGAGAAAAUGCUGAUGACAGUCAUGGUAACCAAAGCAGCGGAAGCAAGGUAAAGCAGAGGAGGAUGGCGAAGAGGUUGGGAAGGGAAAGGUUGAAAUCUCAACGUGGUGAUGUGUAGAGGGAUUUUAGGAUCAUCAAAUGCUGGAGAAAGCGAUUGAAUCUUAUGUAACUCAACUGCUGGGAGAUUCAUUGGGUCCAUGAAAGGAAAAGCUACAUUGAGAGGGUGCUUAGUUUUUGUAAGUGCAGCAGAAGGUCGGUAAACAUUUGAUUGUUGAUUUGAUUUGAUUUUUUAUUUUAAUUAAAUUAUUAUUUUUUAGUUAAUUUAAAAUUUAAUAUUAUUAAUAUUUUUAUA
Hevea brasiliensis (rubber tree) is the source of this 854-nucleotide messenger RNA. RefSeq lists its product as uncharacterized. The coding region runs from base 135 to 620 and encodes 161 amino acids. Lineage: Eukaryota; Viridiplantae; Streptophyta; Magnoliopsida; Malpighiales; Euphorbiaceae. The transcript is spliced from 2 exons. The record is from RefSeq and is a predicted model, not a curated record.